Molecule: messenger RNA, 744 nt
Organism: Gavia stellata (red-throated loon)
Lineage: Eukaryota; Metazoa; Chordata; Aves; Gaviiformes; Gaviidae
Gene: GSC
Product: goosecoid homeobox
Exons: 3
Coding region: 1-744 (247 amino acids)
Biological process (GO): regulation of transcription by RNA polymerase II
Cellular component (GO): nucleus
Molecular function (GO): RNA polymerase II cis-regulatory region sequence-specific DNA binding; DNA-binding transcription factor activity, RNA polymerase II-specific
Source: RefSeq, a predicted model, not a curated record
AUGCCUGUGAGCAUGUUCAGCAUCGACAAUAUCCUGGCGGCCAGACCUCGCUGCAAGGACUCGGUGCUGCUGCCCCCGAGCGCCGCGCCCGUCGUCUUCCCCAGCCUCCACGGGGACCCGCUCUACGGCAGCGCCUCCGACUACGGCGGAUUUUACUCCCGGGCGGUGGCACCCGCCUCCGCGCUGCCGCCGGCGGUCACCGGAUCUCGGCUCGGCUACAACAACUACUACUACGGGCAGCUGCAUGUGCCGGCGUCCCCCGUGGGCCCUUCGUGCUGCGGGGCCGUGCCGCCCCUGGGCGCCCAGCAGUGCUCCUGCGUCCCCCCCGCAGGUUACGAGGGCACUGGGUCAGUCCUGAUGUCCCCUGUUCCCCAUCAGAUGUUGCCCUACAUGAACGUGGGCACUUUGUCCCGGACGGAGCUGCAGUUACUGAACCAGCUGCACUGCAGGCGAAAAAGACGGCAUCGGACCAUCUUCACUGACGAGCAGCUAGAAGCGCUGGAAAACCUCUUCCAGGAAACGAAAUACCCAGACGUGGGCACCAGGGAACAGCUGGCCAGAAGGGUGCACUUAAGAGAGGAAAAAGUGGAGGUUUGGUUCAAAAACCGCCGGGCGAAGUGGAGGAGGCAAAAGCGAUCGUCUUCGGAGGAGUCAGAAAACGCACAAAAAUGGAAUAAAGCGUCUAAAACGUCUCCGGAGAAGAGACAAGAGGACGGAAAAAGUGACUUGGACUCCGACAGCUGA